This is a messenger RNA of Sporothrix brasiliensis 5110, 693 nucleotides long. RefSeq lists its product as uncharacterized. The record is from RefSeq and is a predicted model, not a curated record. Gene Ontology annotation, cellular component: membrane; endomembrane system. NCBI's taxonomy places the organism in Eukaryota, Fungi, Ascomycota, Sordariomycetes, Ophiostomatales, Ophiostomataceae. Bases 1 to 693 code for a protein of 230 amino acids. The transcript is spliced from 2 exons.
AUGGAUCCCCACCACCCGCUCCAGCGCCUGGCCUCGCCGGCGCGUUCGGCCUCUUUCGUCCUGCACCUUGCUGGCAUCUGCUCGUUCCUGGCUUCGUUUGCCUACUUGCGCAUGUUCCCGCAGCUGCCCGCAGACAGCUUCGGCGGCGACUUUCAAUUCCUGACGAUUCUCGGUCUGACCCUCUCGCUCGCCACGUUCGCCGUCGGCUACGCUGCCGACUUGUCGCUGUCGCGGCAGCUGUUCGAUGCUAAGAACUUCCUGGCUGUCUGCGUCGCACCUCUCGAGGUGCUCAUCAGCGUUCUCUACUGGACCCUCUGCACCAUCGACCGCGACCUCGUGUACCCGCCGGAUGUGGAUGUCGCGCUGCCGCUGCUGCCCGACGUAGGCUUCCACCUGGCGCCAGCGCUGUUCCUGACGGCCGACCUGUUGCUGUUCAGCCCGCCAUGGACGAUCCGCUUGCAGGAGGCGUUGAUUCUGAGCUUGUGUAUUGCCUUCUUCUACUGGGCGUGGAUCGAGUACUGCUUUAGUUUUAACGGAUACUAUCCGUAUCCCAUCUUUCAGAUGCUCACGACGCAGCAGCGCGUCUUCUUGUUUGCCUUCUCGGCCAUUCUCAUGACUGGCAGCACUGUCCUGCUCAAGCGGCUGUACCACAUACUCAACGGUGGCACUCCGUCGGGUUCAAAGGAGGAUUGA